AUGGCUACUCGUGCGUCUAAUCGUCAAGCCGCCCAAAAGGCGAAGAAGGCUAUUACAGCCUCUACGGAUGGUAACUCUACAGGUUCAAAGCGGAAGGCUGCCUCUGAAAAAACAAAUCAACCCAAGAAGAAGAAAGAGGAUUCCAAAACGGAGGAUUCCAAGACGGAGGAGUCCAAGACGGAAGAUUCCAGGCCAGAGCCCAAAAAUGAGUCGCCCGAUCGAAACUCAGACCUCGUAAUUGACGCUCCGAAGGAAGAACGGCCUGAUGUGAAGUCAGAAGAGGCUCCUUCUCACCCACCGACCUCAGCGUCCCAAGAGCCACAGCCUGGACCUGCUCCACCCACUGAACUUGGUGUCAAAAUGUCUGAAGAAAGGGAAGACGUGGUGCCAUUCAAUAUUCUCGAAAAAGGCAUCAUAUACUUCUUCUUCAGACCUCGCGUCAAUGUAGAGGAUCCGCACAGCAUGGACGAAGUUGCACGAAGUUUUGCUGUCCUUCGCCCGACUCCUCUAGGCGCCGAACUGGACAAGGGACAAGGCCCUCUCGACAAGGAUGCUAAGUGUCGUGUCAUUAUGCUACCGAAGAAAAAGUUCCCCACUUCCCAUACCGAGAGGGACAUGGCCUUUGUGGAAAAGGCUGGCCAAUCCAUGAAAGACCUGCAGGAAAAUUUCAUCGCCAGCACGACUUACCAGACCAAAACCAAGGGGGAGCGUACAACGCAAGAGGCUAAACCGUAUGCGGAAGGGGUCUAUGCCAUCACCUCGACCACACGCGCAUCUCAUCUCGCGUAUAUCAUUACCUUGCCUAAAGAGCUGGGGGAGAUCCAGGAAAACUUCGGUCUCCAUGAGCGUGGCAGCUGGAUAGCUCAGUCGAAGAACCCCAAGUUCCCAGGUCCUCCAGUUGGACAAUUGCCGAAGGAUCCAGAAUACCCUGAACCAGUCAAAGAGAAAUUCGGAGAUCUUCGAUGGGUCCCUCUUGAGCCAGAGUUCAUCAACUACCCAAACGCUCAAAUUUUGCUUAUUGGCGAAGCGCAGGAUAGUCUCGGCAAAGCUGGUGUGGCCGAAGGGAAGAAAGAGCCCCACGAGCAAGAGCCGGGCCAAGAACUUGAGAAACUGGAACAAGAGAAUGAAUCCCGGACUCAAGCCUUGAAGGGCGACGAAACAAUUUUUCAAGAUCUGGGGAUUUUUGCGAAAAGCUACCCGCAACUUCCGACUACUUGGGAUACCUGA
Messenger RNA from Penicillium chermesinum, 1227 nucleotides. RefSeq lists its product as uncharacterized. The record is from RefSeq and is a predicted model, not a curated record. The coding region runs from base 1 to 1227 and encodes 408 amino acids. NCBI's taxonomy places the organism in Eukaryota, Fungi, Ascomycota, Eurotiomycetes, Eurotiales, Aspergillaceae. The transcript has 3 exons.